Penicillium riverlandense is the source of this 681-nucleotide messenger RNA. Its product is annotated as HPP family protein. The record is from RefSeq and is a predicted model, not a curated record. The transcript is spliced from 2 exons. Lineage: Eukaryota; Fungi; Ascomycota; Eurotiomycetes; Eurotiales; Aspergillaceae. The coding region runs from base 1 to 681 and encodes 226 amino acids.
AUGCCUCCUUCCCGCCUCGCCCGCCUUCCCCCAUGGAUGAGCCACUGGCUGGGUUAUCGCCCAGAGACGCCAGCGCCAUUAAACAAGUACAUUGUGGCAGGCUGGUCCUUCCUAGCCGCGUUCUGCGGUCUGUCCCUCGUGCAGGGCAUCUUCAACUACUCAGACUAUUUUAAAGAACGCCAUGUGCCGGGCAUCGUCGCAUCCUUUGGCGCAUCAGCAGUCCUAGUCUUUGGUGCCAUCGAGGUACCCCUGGCGCAGCCGCGCUCCCUAGUUUUCGGCCACUUUUUCAGCGCUCUGGUCGGUAUCUGUGUCAUAAAACUGUUCAGCCUCAUGCCUGAUGCUGAGCGCUUCGAGUCACUGCGCUGGCUAGCCGCCUCCCUUUCUACUGCCCUUGCUAUCGUCGUCAUGCAGCUAACCGGCACUACACACCCACCCGCCGGUGCCACAGCCCUACUUCCGGCCAUUGAUGACGCGAUCUAUCAACUGUCUUGGUACUUUUUACCUGUGAUCUUGCUGUCGUCGAUGUUGCUUUUGGUGUGUGCCUUGCUCAUCAACAACUUGCAUCGUCGAUACCCUGUUUUCUGGAUUGCGCCUUCUGCCCCGGCGAAACCUGCGCCAGCGCCGGUGCCGGUGGAGAAUCUUGUACAGGACUAUGAUAAGCCUACUAAGGCAUCAGUUUAA